GGUCUUCUAAUAAACAUUCACUAAGAACAUUUGUUUUUAAUUUUUUUAUUCAAAGAAAAGAAAAUCGUGAGCGAUAAACAGUAAAAGAAAGUCUGAACUUUAAAGAAUUCAACAUUAAAACCUUUGAAAAGUAUCAAAUAGUUAUGACGAAACAGUCUUAGGAAGUUUUGGUCUUCACAGAUUUUUUUUCGAUUCUAUUUUCGGCAUUGAAUCGAUUUGAAACGUCAGCAUGUCUUUAAGGUAUAAAACUACAUCUCCCUCGACACUUUCGUCACAUUCGCUACCCAACUCAAAACAUUCAGAUACAAUAUCAUUAAGCUCCACUGUGAGUGCUUUUUCUACGGGACCAGAUCGUCAUGGAUUCUAUGGCGGCACACAAUUCUCAGACAAACCGAAAGUGCCAUUAUCAAAGGCACAAAUUCUUGCAAGAGAAAAGAAGUGGCUUCAUAUGCUAGACCAUUGGUCAGAGUAUAUGAAUAAGAAUUACAAAAAGAUUCGCGACAGAUGUCGAAAAGGAAUUCCAUCAGCGAUACGCCCCAAGGCUUGGUUUUAUCUCUCAGGCGGACGUUCUCUACUUGACGCACAUCCCAAUGUAUAUGAAGAGCUCUUAGAGCAAGAAGGCGAUCCACAGAUAAUUGAUGAGAUAAGACGAGAUCAACACAGACAAUUUCCAAUGCAUGAAAUGUUUCUUGACGAAGACCGACCGGGUCAAAAAGAACUUUUCAAUCUUCUUAAAGCUUAUUCCAUUCUCAACCCAAAAACAGGUUAUUGUCAGGCUCAAGCACCGAUUGCUGCAUUCCUUCUUAUGCAUCUACCUGCAGAACAAGCGUUCUGGUCUUUUGUCAGUAUUUGUGACAAAUAUUUGAAAGAUUACUUUACACCCGGCAUGGAAAUGCUUCAACGAGACGCAAAACUCUUCAUGGCUCUUCUCAAGAAGACGUCGCCUCAAGCACAUCGUCAUCUUGUGAAAUCAAAAGUGGAGCCGUUGAUGUUCAUGACCGAUUGGUAUCUUUGUGCAAUGACAAGAACACUCAAAUGGGAUACUCUUUUAAGAGUCUGGGAUUGUUUCUUGUGUGAAGGAAUUAAAGUUAUAUUCAAAGUGUCAUUGGUGAUUGUGGGUGCAAGUCUAAGUUCACAUAAAGUGCGAAAGUCGAAUAAGGAGCUCUGUGACACUCUCAGUCUUUUGAAGUCACCGAAAGAUGUUUACAUUGAGGAAGAGUUUAUCAUGCACAAUAUCAUGAGGCUCAAUAUAACAGUCGAAGAUUUUAUUGUUGAGCACAAGCGAAUCGAAAUGCAAAUAAGAAAACAGCAACAACAGAAUUUAAUGUGAAAUUUCAAAUUUUUUUAAAUAGAAAAUCAUUUACCGAGUUUUAAACUUUGAGUGAAUUUUCUUUAAGCUUUGUUUGUGUCAUUGUGGAAGAUUUGGUGAAGCUUUCUUGCUUCGAUGAAUAGAGAAAAGAUUUUGAUGGAUGAUAAUUAUUUAAUUACUUUGAAAUAAAGUUUUAAUGGUUAUGAAAAACCACACAUAAAGAUACGAUUUCUUGAAUGAAUGAUCCCGAAAAGAGAAAAAAUUUAUGGAUUUU
Messenger RNA from Clunio marinus, 1583 nucleotides. The record is from the annotation of a GenBank genome assembly. Lineage: Eukaryota; Metazoa; Arthropoda; Insecta; Diptera; Chironomidae.